This is a messenger RNA of Aaosphaeria arxii CBS 175.79, 3830 nucleotides long. RefSeq names its product fatty acid oxygenase. The record is from RefSeq and is a predicted model, not a curated record. Gene Ontology annotation, molecular function: heme binding; peroxidase activity; oxidoreductase activity, acting on paired donors, with incorporation or reduction of molecular oxygen. The transcript is spliced from 15 exons. Gene Ontology annotation, biological process: response to oxidative stress. The coding region runs from base 194 to 3649 and encodes 1151 amino acids. Lineage: Eukaryota; Fungi; Ascomycota; Dothideomycetes; Pleosporales.
GCAUGCCAUGGCAUUCGCUUCUAUUGAAUUGGAUCUACCUAAAGAGCUACGAAUGAUGUGGUUGUCGUUUAGAGAGAGCUUAAUCAAUUUAUUCUCUUUCACUAAACACUCCUCAUUUCCUCCGUGGUCUUCUCUAGCUUCCCUUACGUUACUGUUUCUCUCUCUUACUCUAUUUGCCAAAAUUCUGCACACUAUGCUUCGUAAACUGUCCACCACCUUUCGGAAAGAUCGAAAGAAGGAGAAAUCAGAGGUCAAUGGCACGAGUCGGGCCAAUGAAACAAUCCCAGAGACCGAGUCGGAUCAUGUAGACCAUGAUUCUGAACAGCAGAACGUGAAAUCUGCAUUUGACAAAUUUGCCCAGGUUCUUCACGCGUCUCAGCGACCGCUCCCAAGCCAAACAGGAGAUGGGUCAUAUGUUACCAAAGAAGAGCCAUCUGGUUGGAUGGCAGAUCUGAAGAAGAUGGGGUUCAAAGACCUCAAGACCCUGAGAGAAGUGAUUGCGAAUAAAGCUGGCGGCCAGUUUGUGGAUGACAAAACGUACAUCAUGGAGCGAGUGAUCCAGCUUGUGAGCGGUCUUCCAGAGAGGUCAAAGAACCGUGUAGAUCUGACAAAUGCCUUUAUCGACGAGUUAUGGAGUUCGCUCCAGCAUCCGCCGCUUUCGUACUUGGGGGAUCAAUUCACCUAUCGUCAAGCAGAUGGUUCCUACAAUAAUAUCAUGUCCCCGCAUCUUGGCAAAGCGAACACGCCAUACGCGCGCUCUGUACAGCCAAAGACGGUCCAGCCAGGUGCUCUCCCAGACCCGGGCUUGAUAUUUGACGGCAUCUUUGCUCGGAAUACUUUCACGAAACACCCCAAUAAUGUCUCUAGUAUUCUCUUCUACUGGGCAUCGCUCAUCAUUCAUGAUCUUUUCCAAACAGAUCACCGCGACUUCUCGAACUCCCAAACUUCGUCUUAUCUGGACUUGUCGCCCUUAUAUGGUGACAAUCAGAACGAUCAAAACCAAAUAAGGACUUUCAAGGACGGAAAGCUCAAAGCCGAUUGUUUUUCCGAGCAUCGAAUGCUUGGCUUUCCUCCAGGAUGUGGCGUUCUUCUCAUCAUGUUUAACAGAUUCCACAAUUACGUUGUUGAACAGCUCGCCAUGAUCAACGAGAAUGGCCGCUUCAACAAGCCACGAGAGGGCCUUAGCGAAGAAGCUGCUGGGAAAGCCUGGGCAAAGUAUGAUAAUGAUUUGUUCCAGACUGGACGUCUCAUUACGUGUGGAUUAUAUAUGAACAUCACGCUCCUGGACUACCUUCGAACUAUUGUCAACUUGAAUCGAAGCAACACUACCUGGACACUUGACCCUCGCGUCGAUAUGGAGAAACAAUUCGGAAAGGAUGGAACACCUCGUGGCAUUGGCAACCAAGUCGCAGCCGAAUUCAAUCUUGUCUACCGUUGGCAUUCGGCCACCAGUCUACGCGACGAAGAAUGGACCGAGAACAUGUACAGGGAGAUGUUUGGGAAAUCGGCUGAAGAAGUUGGAAUGCACGAGCUGCUGAUGGGUCUCGGAAAAUGGGCCGCUGAUCUCGACGAAGACCCCCAGAAACGCCCAUUUGCAAAGCUUGAGCGCGGAGCUGAUGGCAAGUUCAGCGAUGAUGACUUGGUCAAAAUUCUCGCGGACAGUAUCGAGGAUUGUGCAGGUUCGUUCGGUGCCAAUAAUGUACCGAAAGCUCUCCGUGCUGUUGAGAUAUUGGGCAUGCAACAAGCCCGCAAAUGGGGCCUUGCAACAUUGAACGAGUUCCGCAAAUUCUUCAACCUCAAACCUCACGAGACCUUUGAGAGCAUCAACUCGGACCCAGCAGUUGCAGAUAAUUUGAAACAUCUCUAUGGCCACCCCGACUUCGUCGAAAUGUAUCCUGGCAUUGUUGCCGAAGAAGCCAAGGUCCCUAUGGUCCCUGGUGUUGGUAUCGCGCCAACUUUUACCAUAUCUCGAGCUAUCUUGUCCGAUGCCGUUGUCCUAGUACGUGGCGAUAGGUUCUAUACCAUCGAUUAUCAUGCAAAGAACCUCACAAAUUGGGGAUUCAACGAGGUUCAAUAUGACCUCAAUGUUGAGCAAGGAUGUGUCUUCUACAAGCUCUUUUUGAGGGCAUUCCCGCAACACUUCAAGACAAAUUCCAUCUAUGCGCAUUACCCCAUGACAAUUCCGUCAGAGAAUCAAAAGAUCAUGAAGAGUCUCGGGCGCGAAAAGCAUUAUUCUUACGAUCGCCCGUCUCUCAUCAAGCCCAGAAUCAAUCUGACAACCUAUCUGGGCGCAAAGACUCUCCUUGAUCAGCAGGAUCUCUUCAAAGUCACAUGGGGCGCGACCACCGCGGAACUUUUCGGUAGACCGGGAUGGAACUUUAUGCUGUCUGGUGACGAAUCUCUACAUACGAAUCAGCGGCAGGUCAUGGCAAAGUCGCUGUACAGAGACAACUGGGAGAAGGCCGUCAAAGAGUUCUACGAAUACAUAACUCUUCGUCUUCUCCACGAGAAGUCAUUUAGCAUAGCGGGAAUCAACCACGUCGAUAUCACCCGAGACGUUGGAAAUCUUGCCCAUGUUCAUUUUGCUUCCAAUAUCUUCUCGCUCCCAUUGAAGACUGCAGAAUGGCCACAAGGAAUAUUCAGCGAGCAUGAGCUCUAUAUGGCCAUUGCCGUCAUCUUCAUAUGCAUCUUCUUCGAUUUCGAUGCCGUCAAGUCAUUCCCGCUCCAUAUCGCAGCACGAGCUAUUUCUACUUCUCUCGGAAAGCUCGUUGAAGCGAGUGUCAAGACAGUCAAAUCGACUGGUGUCCUCGCAGCGAAAUGGGAUCAGUUCAUGGACGCACGUGUCGGAGGAGAGAGGGAUUACCUCAAGGAUUACGGCGUCCACAUGAUCAAGAGGCUUCUCGAGAGCGGGUUGAAUGCCGAAGAGGUCGCUUGGAGUCAAAUGCUCCCUACUGCGUGUGCGAUGGUUCCAAAUCAAGCUCAAGUGUUUACCCAAGCACUCGAUUUCUACCUUGAGCCCAAGAAUAAGCCUCAUCGUGAGGAGCUGCACCGUCUAGCUCUGCUCAACACUCCCGAGGCUGACGAUACUAUUCAACAUUACCUGAUGGAGGGUAUUCGCCUAGCAGGUACAUUUGGAUCAUACCGGGAGUACUCUCCCUCAUCUAAGACCUCGACGACCAUUCAAGAUGGUGACAAGACAAUCAACGUCAACCCCGGAGACAAGAUUUUCUGCAGCUUCGUCGGGGCAAACCGUGAUCCCUCACUGUUUCCCGAUCCCGAGACCGUCCGGACAGACCGGCCCCUCGAGAGCUACAUCCAUUAUGGAAUCGGGCCUCAUAGCUGCUUGGGCGAGAAUGCUAGCCGUGUCGCAUUGACGACCAUGUUCAAGACGGUGUUCAAGUUAAAGAAUUUGAGGAGAGCCCCUGGCCCGAAGGGAGAGUUGAAGAAGGUGCCCAGGCCCGGUGGGUUUGUCGUGUACAUGAAGGAGGACUGGGGAAGCUAUUUCCCUUUCCCGCUAAGCAUGCAAGUCAAUUGGGACGGAGAGCUGCCACCUAUUCCAGUGCUGCCGAAGGGACAGAAAUCAAAUGGUAGAACGAAUGGCGCCACAAAUGGAAGGACUAAUGGUGCUACGAACGGUUCAUCGAAGUAGACAGGCUGAGGAGAUGUUUGUGUUGCUUUGCCGCGAUCAAGGAAAAUUGUCUUCUUCGAAUAUUGUCGUGUAAUGUGAGGGCGAUAUCUGAUGCUGGCAUGUCUUCGGUAUACUUGGGGUUUGGAGUUUUGAAUUGAUCAUUUUCCCGGUGAUGUCUCACUGUUUUCCACGGAAAUUAUGC